Molecule: messenger RNA, 4952 nt
Organism: Ctenocephalides felis (cat flea)
Lineage: Eukaryota; Metazoa; Arthropoda; Insecta; Siphonaptera; Pulicidae
Exons: 16
Coding region: 151-4701 (1516 amino acids)
Biological process (GO): activation of GTPase activity
Molecular function (GO): guanyl-nucleotide exchange factor activity; protein binding
Source: RefSeq, a predicted model, not a curated record
CGAUUGAAGAAAGGCAGAGUGGCCGAGCUCUCCAGCAGGUUCGAUUGUCCGCCCGAUCGCGUAGUGGUACGCGUUCGCCGGAACAGGAUCGAGGAAGUCAAGGUAUGUCGAGCACCUAGUACUGCCCGGUCUUUCAGAAACGCCUCGAAAAUGAAUGAAACUAGCAAAACUUCCGCCGAUGCCAAGAGGAAACCGAGUUUUAGGAGAACCCCUGGAAAAGUCAGGGAAGCUGUUAGAAAACUGGAGAAUUACAAACUGCAGGAAAAAACUGUGCCAGAAAAGGUUGAACCGAAGGAAGUUAAAAAGCUCGAUGCAAAACCACAAGUUGUCAAAGACAAUAAAUUAGAAGAAAUAAGAGAGUUAAAACAAACUUCUAAAUAUGGUAAAUUAUAUGAAAAGCUUCGUUUAAAACCGACUGCUAAAGUCAUGAAGAAACCGAUGACUUUGCCUAAACCUGAUCUAAAAACUCUGGAAAAUAGCGCAUUAAAAAACGGCAAAAGUUUAUUUUUGAACCAACCACCUAUUCAAAAAAAAUUACAAACUCCCAACAUAAAAGACAAAAACACUUCAAGCAUAUCUAUUGAAGAUAAGGAAAAUCAAAACAAUCUUUUACUGAGCGUAAUUCCAGAAAAACCUAUAGAGAGUCAAGAAUCUCUGCAAUCACCUCGAGUACCUCCCAGACCUUUCAUGGAAAAUACUUCUAAUACCCAAAAUUCUGAAGAUGCUUUGUAUACCAACUUAUCUAACGAAUGCAGUAUUAAACAAGAUAUAAGUGACGAAGAUAGGCUCUAUCAAGAAAUUAAAUCUCGGAUAAAGCCUAAUCAAUCGUUCCUAUUUCGAUCUAUAUCUCAAACUAAUGAUGUAUAUAUGAAUCUAGUGGAAAUAGAUGAACAACAGUGUGACAAUAUAAAUAAAAGUGUAAAUAAUAGUGAUAGUGUAAAUAAUAGUUAUAAUGAUAUUUAUCUUAGUCCUAAACCGAAUUCUUUGAACAAUUCUAAAUCAUCUGUACAUACAUCAAAUCUGUCUAUAGAUAACUCUAUAGAAACUCUAAAUAAAUAUGAAGGCGUCAUUUUGCGAAGAGAUUUAGCAUCAAGGAAUGUAGAUAACGAAUAUGAUGAAUGCCAAGAUGUUACCAUUGUAAAGAAUAUAAAAAAUGGAUCUGUUUAUUCAGAAAGGCAUUUAUAUCAGCGUUUAUCUGACUGUUCCUCGAAACUGUACGACCAUUUAAAUUAUGAAGAACAUAAUUACGAAGUGUGCAAUGAACCUUUGCCACCCAGGAAUGGAUUAUCAACAAACAUUAGGCAUUCAAAUUUAUCUGAAAGCUCGGACGAACGUGUUUGUUCGCUGUACGAAACAAUACCGGCAGCCACUAUUGAUUGCGAAGAUGGUGAGACUGAGAACGUCUACGAUGUUGUCCGAGGCGGUCGAGAGGAAGAAGAGUGCUACGAGUCAAUUGGUGGCGAAUCACCAAUUCCAACGCCCAAAAAGUUAUCGUCCAAAGAUAUGUUGCCUUUGCGAAAUUCCAACAUGAUUUCUAAACGAAGGUCGACGUCGGUGGAUAGAGUAUCACCAUCAUUAUCUUCGGAUAGACAAAGUAACAGCCUGUAUGGCGCCAACGAAUUGAACGACCUGGACAGCGACGGAUGGGAAGACAUUCCGUCUUCAGAAUCGGAGCAAUUUCGGCCUAAAAAAGGGCCAGCCGUUGUUAUAAUUCGGGAAAGAGCCAGGUGCCAUCGAAGUCCUUCCUGGUCGCGUAAAGUUCGAAGGCAGAGAAGCAGAAAAGGUGCUAGGAGAAAGUAUGAAGAAAACAACAAAUUUAGUCAUCAUUAUGAAUCCCUGCCACCAAAUUCUUCACCACCACCAGUUCACGUGGAAACUAGUCAUACGAUACCAUUGGAUUAUGAAAGUGAUUCCUUUGAUAGUGAUUCGGAUUCAGAUGGAUCAUCUAAUAUUAGGAUGCAUAAUGAUAGUGGCGUGGACAUGGACAAUUGUCGCCUUCCUGAACCACCACCCAGUAGCACCCAGUCCUAUUCCCUCAGCAGAUUUGCAACCGCCGCCAGUCGCAAGAUGAAGAAACUCCGUCGCAACUGGUCAUUAACAAAAAACGAUAUCUCUAAAAGUCUUAGCCGAAUCAAAAAGACAAACCACAAACAUAAUAGAAAUACAGACACUUCUAGUGCUGUUAUAGACAAUAACACUUUAUCACGACAUAUAGAGUCCAACCAAAGCAGACAAGAAGCCAGAACACCCACACCUCACGCAUCAAACGAUUUCAUACAUUUAUAUAACAAUGCAACACAUAAUGGUGGUAGCGAACAAUAUGCUAGUGCUGCUGACAAGAAUAAUAGUCUUUCUAGAAGCAAGUAUUGGUCAUUCAAAACAAAAUUCCGAAGGAGCACUUCAGCUAUAAUUGAUAAUGGGUUUAAUGGAAACUCAGAAUACGGUUUGCAGUCAUCGAAGUCCACAUUCUACCUUACAGACUCUGUAGAUGUUGAUUCUGGGUUCAGCACUGGUAGCGAAAGGUUUGUAAAUUCCGAUUCAAAAGCAUCCCCACCCGAAAUACCGCCACAUACCAAACGAAGAUCCAGGCCUAUGAGCUCACCUGAUCACGAUAAUAAUUCAAUAUCAGGACGAAGAAGUGUUCUUGGAAGCAGACCAUUAAGCCCUCCACCGCCACCACCAAAUAACACCAGCAAAGAUAAUAAAUCAAUCUGCAGUAAAAAAUCUGACCGUUCUGGACGAGGAACUUCAUGGUACGCUGAGUGUGGUUUGUUUAAACCUGAAACACAUAAAGGAGAUAUGUGCAGAGAUAGAGAAAGAUCUAGCAGCACUUCUUGGUACGCUGAAGUAGGAUUGUACCAAACAAGCGCGGCUUCAACAGCCAGCAGUUCUGGUAUGUCUACGGCUCCGGACAGCGGAUCAGAUAGUGGACAUUAUAUGAACAUUACCAAAAAGUGUGGAUUUCCAAAUGGUAUUAAAAUCGAUGAACACGAUGUAUUGCAACACAGAUUUGAGGAUGAGCCUUUAUAUCAAUUUUACAACGCUUCUAAACUUCAGUCUGUGUGCAGUUCUCUAUCAUCCGAUUCUGAAGAUACAGAUGGUUAUGAGGAAGUAGGACCUUUACAAGAUUUAGAAUACUCAACAGAACUUCCAACAAGCAAUAGAAGUUCGUUUAAAUCUCGAGGAACACCCGAUAUAUCUACACUAGUUCCUGACAAAUCGCCAAAAACACACGAAUUUCUCAAAUUAACAGGAACUACACGUGUUCCGUCCAGGACUUUGUGGUGCGAAAUUCCAGAAGUCGUAGCUUCUAACAUCUUGGCCACUCUAACAGCUCAUCAAAGACGUUUACAAGAAGCCAAAUUUGAACUAGUCAGUUCAGAAGCGAGUUAUUUAAACUCUCUGAACCUUUUACGAAGUCAUUUCAUGGCCAAUACAGCAUUUCAUGAUAAACACGUUUUAACAGCUGAAGAGUGGCAAAUGUUGUUUGGAAACGUUGAUCCAGUAUACAAUUGUUCAUCAAAUCUGUUAUCAGAUUUAGAAUUAUGCUGGCAAAGAAAUAUAUUGUUACCAGAUGUUUGUGAGAAAGUUAAACAUCAUGCAGAGCAAGAAUUUCACGUUUAUGUGAAGUAUUGUGAGCAGCAACCACAUCUAGAUAGGACACUCAAAAAACUUAAAGAUCAAAGAGGGCGAUUUUAUGAACAUCUUUGCAUAUUGGAACAAAGUCCAGCUUGCCAAGGCUUAGGUUUACAUUCAUUUUUAAUGUUACCUAUGCAAAGGAUAACCAGGUUUCCUCUUCUUAUUGACGCUGUUUUGAAAAGGCUAGAUCAAAGCGAUGAUGAAUAUCCUAUUUGCCAAUCUGCUCUGUCUAUUUUAAAUAACAUCGUCCAUCAAUGUAAUGAAGCUGCAAGACAAACUGAGCAUAUGGCCGAAUUGUGCCGCCUUUCCCGACUUCUUGAAUAUCCCCAAUAUAUAACACCUGUCCAAUUAGUACCUAGAAAAGUUCCACGCCGAGUGCUGGUGCGAUCUGGUGAACUGACCCAAAUAUCGUGCAGAGGGGAUGACGGUGGACCAGUCACCAGUAACAAACUCACUUUCGGGAAGAAGCUGAUCAAAACAGUUCUUAACUUUUUCUUGUUUACCGAUGUUAUGAUAAUAGCAAAGAAGAAAAGUGAUGAGAGCUAUAUGGUAGUUGGACAUUGCCCCAGAUCCCUAAUAACAGUUAUAGGAAAUGGACCAGAAGGCGGACACAUAUGGCCUGGUAAAGAAGCUCCAGCCAAGCAUAUGCUUUUACUUACAAUACUCGAAAAUCAUGAAGGAAAGACUGUGGAAAUGUUUUUAUCGUGCGCAAGCGAAAGCGACCGGCAAAGAUGGUUAGAGGCCUGGUCACCACCUUCAUCCGACAAUCCUGAUGAAGUUUUGUAUGAAGAUUGGGAUUGCCCACAACUCAUAGCCAGACACCAAUAUUUACCCAGACAACCGGACGAACUAGGAUUAGAACCUGGUGAUGUGAUUAAUGUAAAUCGCAAAAUGGCUGAUGGAUGGUACCAUGGCGAACGAAUUCGAGAUGGCGCAAAGGGAUGGUUUCCUGGUAAUUAUACAGAAGAAAUAGGUUCUCCCCAUUUAAGAGCACGUUAUCUGAAACAAAGAUAUCGUCUAAUGGCUUACAAUGCAAAUUUUGAGCAACGCAGAAAAAGAUGAUAGAUAUUUAGUUUUUUUAACAAUGUUAUUAUUACUGUAAAUUAAAAUUACAUAGAACUGAAUUAUAGCAAAUUGCAUAGCAUAUUUUAAUAGUGAUUACUGAUAAUUACCAUAUGCAAUAAUAGUUUUAACUCAUUUUAUUCCCUUAUUUCACAUAUAUACCCCCUGUCAUGAUAUAUAUUAUUGUAUAUAAGUAAGUUAAAUAUUAUUAUGUUUUACUCUGAUACUGAAUAUAAUAUGGUAAUUUUAUU